UGAGGUGUUGGGGGCCUCGUAUGGGGUGUCAAUCCUUUUGUAUACAAACUUGAGGUGAUCUUUUUGUUUGCUUCGAUUGCAUUAUUCCGCUGAUACGGGUUCUAAUUCGGGUUGAAGCCACUAAGAUAUGCAGAAUUAAGAGCCUGACACAUACGGGAAUGGCGCUUCCACCGGUUCUUUCUUUGGCUCUCCCAUCACAAACUGGCCGCGUGCUUAGCAUUCAGUCUCACACGGUUCAGGGGUACGUGGGAAACAAGUCAGCAGUGUUUCCUCUGCAAUUGCUGGGCUAUGAUGUGGACCCCAUCAAUUCCGUGCAAUUUUCAAACCACACAGGGUACCCAACUUUUAAGGGUCAGGUUUUGAAUGGAGAACAACUAUGGGACUUAAUUGAAGGUCUUGAAGCGAAUAAGUUGUUAUACUACACUCAUUUAUUAACAGGUUAUAUCGGUUCUAUUUCCUUUUUGGAAAAGGUUCUGCAAGUUGUUGAUAAGCUGCGUACAAUUAACCCUGACCUCACAUAUGUAUGUGACCCUGUGAUGGGUGAUGAUGCGAAGCUAUAUAUUCCACUGGAACUGGUGUCCGUGUAUCGCGAGAAGGUUGUCCCUGUUGCUUCAAUGCUGACUCCCAAUCAGUUUGAAGCUGAGCUGUUGACUGGGUUGAGUAUCACAUCUGAACAAGAUGGGCAGGAAGCUUGUAACAUUCUUCAUGCUGCUGGACCAUCAAAGGUUGUAAUCACUAGCAUAAACAUAGAUGGGAACCUUCUUCUCAUUGGCAGUCACCGGAAAGAAAAGGGUCAACCUCCUAAACAAUUCAAGAUUGUGAUACCCAAAAUUCCUGCAUAUUUCACUGGAACAGGAGACCUUACAACGUCAUUGUUACUUGGAUGGAGCAAUAGAUACCCUGAUGACCUUGACAAGGCAGCAGAACUAGCAGUAUCAAGCUUGCAGGCACUUCUUGCUAGGACAUUGGCAGACUAUCAAAGGGCGGGGUAUGACUGCAAAUCGAGCAGUUUGGAAAUUAGAUUGGUACAGAGUCAAGAUGACAUUCGCAACCCCGAAGUCAAAUACAAGGCCAAGCGAUAUGAUUGACUAAUUCCUCUGCCUCUGCUUCCUGUUGUUGCUUUACUGUUGUUUUCUUUACCGAGCAGUUUGGAAAUUAGAUUGGUACAGAGUCAAGAUGACAUUCGCAACCCCAAAGGCAAAUACAAGGCCAAGUGAUAUGAUUGACUUAUUUCUCUGCCUCUGCUUCCUAUUGUUACUCUACUGUUAUUUUCCUUACCGUGACCCAAUUUUUUACUUGCACAAUAUAGCGAAAUGGUGUCAGUUCCUUUUCUGUGCUCAUUAUGGUCUGAAUCACAGAAGUUCAAAAGUCUCCAAAGAGAAGCAAGAUGACUCUAUUGGCAGUACGCAUGAAGCUUCUUUGGCUACAGCCUACAGGCCACAGGGGAACCCAUCUCUAGGACUCUAGCCACAUAAACAGUACUCGAUGAGAACCAGAGACUGGUCUCUGACUGACAAUGGGGCCGUUUGUUUCUUGGCGGUUUCAGCCAAAACGCUGCAAAAAGCAGCGGUUUCUCUUUGUAAAUAAAUGGCGGUUUGGCCUAAGCCGCUGAUAUCCAAACGGGGCCAAUGAGUCAAUUAUUUAACUAUAUUAUCAAUUUACUAUUUGUACUAUUUUCUUGAUUCGGUAGUUCUCUCAAGUAACUACAGGCUGUUCAUUAGCCAAUAAAUGCUCCAUAUGAGACUUUAGGUUGUUUGUAGUUGAGGAUUAGUUGGGUCUGUUCUUGAUUGGUUUCAAAUUUGCACACAUUUUAGUGGUUGAUUAUUUGUGCUUCUAAUC
This is a messenger RNA of Cuscuta europaea, 1839 nucleotides long. Lineage: Eukaryota; Viridiplantae; Streptophyta; Magnoliopsida; Solanales; Convolvulaceae. The record is from the annotation of a GenBank genome assembly.